CGGGGAAGUGGGGGUGGCAGUGAGCCACUCUAUAGCAGUAAGCAUGAGAUCGCAUUAAGGAAAAAAGGCUCUUUUUUCCCCCACAACACUGUCCUCUAAAACUUUUUUUUCUAAACACACUUUGCCAACGACCCCCCCCCUUUUGUAUCCACAGCCUUGUCUGCUAAAAAAAAAAAAAGGGAUACGCAAUAUCUGCUUCCAACUUGUCUCAAAAAAGAGGAACUAAAAACUACCUCCAGACCCCCCCGAUCCGCCACCGACGACGAACCAACUAACAGCAAGUGCUUCAUUUAAAUUGUGUGUGCGUGAUUAUAUACAUACAUAUACAUACAUAUAUAUAUAUGUAUGUAUGUGUGUAUAUAAACACUGUGGCACCAGGCAGACACACGGACAACACAUGACAGAUAUAAUAAUCGUAGAAAUACACAAAUAUAAAAAUGUAACUAACUUCUUUAAAUCGCCCGUUCGAAGCUGUUGGUUCUUCGCUCCAGAUUUCCCAUUCAUUAAAGGGGCUUUGCUGGUUCAGGCGAUUUAAAUUUUUAAUUAUUUUUCUCAAUGUCCGCCUUAACCUUUUCGUGUUCAGCUACAACGGAACAGACCCCGGCAAAGAAAAAAGCUAAUUGCUAUGAAAUAAUAACCGUUUUCAUGUGAUCAGAUUUAAUUAAAAUUUAAUGAAUUGAUUAAAUUUUUCAAAUAAAGCUACUGUACUACAUAUAUCUAUAUAUAUUUAGAUAUAUGUAUAUGUAUAUAUGAUGUAGGAAGAGUGCGAUUUCAAAACUAAAGGAUUCUUUAUUGACUGACUGGAAUUGAACGUGGUACGGUUCUGCUUACGAUUGAAGUCUCUCACCUCCAACCAGUCCGGACAAAAUUAGACCAGGUCAUCUGGACAGGACACUUUGGCCCUUCGACUUGAGACCAGUUUCAGGGUCUUUUCUCUAGGACAGGACACUACAUAUGACAGCAGAUCAUUCAACAGUGGCGCCACCUGGCUAUGGUCAGUGAUGACUUUCUACCUGCCGGAUGGCCUGACUUUCACCGUCUUCAGAUUGACCACAGAAUUCAGUUGUCAUUGUCCUGCAUCGGAGAGAGAGACGUAUCAAAGCAGCACAAGCAUCAAAUGUAUACAUUUUGUAUAUUGCUGCCAAAGAGCCACACAGUGCACAUGUAAUCGUGUCUAAGUCCACCUCGGUCCUUUAUCAAGUUGUCAAGCAGGAACAGUUUAAAAUGUAUCCGACACAAUUUGUAUAUACAGCUGGAAACCCUUACAACCUCAACUCCCAGCCCUUCUACCAAAGUGACCUCCUGAUUUCUCCCCCGCCCCACCCUCCCCCUCCCCCUUCCUCAUCCGCUUCAUCCCAUCAGCUCCCUCCCAACACCUCUGCUUCCCCAUCGUCUGCAAAGACUCAUGACUCGCAGUGCGACUCGAACGAUGCGUCUGAAAGGAAACAGUUCAAAUGUGAAGUCUGCAAGAAGACCUUCAACCAAAAGAUGGACAUGAUGAGCCACGAGUGUUCGAUGGGCGGCUCGGGUUUACUGUCCCUACCCCUAACAGUUCCUGCAAUCCCACCCCCUCAGGCGAUGCUCACCGUACCGAUGGUGGGACAGCCGAACCUCCAAAGCGUCAGCGAUCCAGCACUACAGAAAAGUCUAGCCAAAGAGAAAACUUUCUUUUGUUCGUUUUGUAACAAAGCUUUCUCCCAGCAAAUUUUUCUCCGCAAUCACGAGAGGACACAUACGGGGGUCAAACCUUUCACCUGUAACACAUGCGGUAAGGCCUUCAGUCUAUUGGUAAACCUGAAAAGCCACCAGCGUGUGCAUUCGGGUGAGAAGCCCUUUCACUGUGCCAUUUGUUCAAAGUCAUUCAGCCAACAGGGAAACCUAAAGAUCCACCUUCGUACACAUUCAGGAGAGAAACCGUACAAAUGCGACAAGUGUGAGAAAUGUUUCAGCCAGAAGACUAACCUGGACAGUCACAAGAGGGUGCAUACAGGAGACUUGUUUACAUGUCAGAUCUGUUCUAAAGCUUUCACUCUGGAGAUCAAUCUUCAUAACCACCAGAGGAUCCAUACGGGGGAGAGGCCGUUUGUUUGCACCUAUUGCAACCGUCGCUUCUCUCAGCAGAGCGCACUUCGCAACCACGAACGCCUACACACGGGAGUGAAACCAUACCAGUGCACGUUCUGCUCGAAAUCCUUCAGCCAACAGGGGACUCUCAAAGCUCACCUUUGUUCGCACACAGGUGAGAAACGCUUCCACUGCGACCUCUGUGACCGUUCCUUCUCUCAAAAGACAAACCUCGACAGUCAUAAACGCAUUCACACCGGCGACCUCUUCAAGUGUUCGACCUGCCCCAAAGCAUUUACCCUCGAGAUAAACUUACGCAACCAUGAACGAGUGCACACGGGGGAGCGGCCCUUUGCCUGCACGUUUUGCAGCUCGAGAUUUUCGCAACAAAGUGCACUAAACAACCACGAGCGACUGCACACGGGCGUGAAGCCUUACCACUGCACCUACUGCUCCAAAUCAUUUAGUCAACAGGGCACGUUAAAGGCCCACCUGUGUUCACAUACAGGUGAAAAACGGUUCCACUGUGACCAGUGUGAUCGGUCGUUUUCUCAAAAAACUAACCUUGACAGUCAUAAGCGGAUCCACACGGGGGACUUGUUCAAGUGCUUAGUUUGUGGAAAAGCCUUCACAUUGGAAAUCAACUUGCAGAACCACGAACGUAUUCACACGGGGAUCAAGCCUUACAAAUGCACGUAUUGCCCUAAAGCAUUUUGUCAGCAGACCGAGCAAAAAUCUCACAUAAGGACUCACACAGGUGAGAAGCCUUUCAAAUGUAGUUAUUGUCCGAAAGCAUUUAGUCAGCAGAGCAACCAGAAAAUGCACGAACGUAUUCACACCGGGGAAAAACCAUACAGCUGCGAACAGUGUUCAAAGACGUUCAGCCAGCGUGCAAACCUUGAAAAUCACCGUCGCUUGCAUUCGGGAGACCUUUUUAAGUGUUCAAUGUGUUCGAAGGCAUUUACUCAGCUGGUUAAUUUACGGACGCACGAGCGCGUACACUCGGGUGAGAAGCCAUAUCGAUGCAACACCUGCAAUAAAAUGUUCAGUCAGCUUAGUAACUUGCAUGCGCACGAACGUGUUCACACGGGCGUGAAGCCGUUCACCUGUGACUUGUGCUCGAAAUCCUUCGCACAACGGACCACGUUGAUCAACCACAAGCGCUCGCAUGCUGCUAAGGCACACAACGCAAGCCUCAUGCUCGCAGCUAAGCAGUCUGCCGAGAGGGACGCCAUGCUGUUGCAGGACAACGGAAGCAGUGUCGCAGGUGGCAGCACCGGUGUGAAGACAACCCCGAGUGGAGCCAACAACCCCAGGGUUCCGACUGCAGUCAGUGCAACAAACAACUCUGCAGUUAAUGCAGGUAAUGUGAAGAGCGAGAGUUCGAAUCUGAAGUCUGCUACUGACUACACUCAGACGAUGGCUCACAACCAGAACCAGAACAACCGCCCGUCGAAUGCUCACAUGACACAACAACAACAACAACAGCAGCAACAGCAGCAACAGCAGCAGCAACAACAGCAGCAGCAGCAGCAGUCCAACACCUCGUUGUUGAUCCCCUCCCCCUCGGUCAGUGGACGGUCAGGACAGUCAUUAAUGCCCGCGUCAUCUCCUUCGUCUGUUUCGUCAUCGUCAGCAGCCCCUCACACCUCUUCCUCGUGGAUGACCUCCAUGAACCUCCACGAGAUGUCCCAGCGCUGGGAGGGCAACUACCUCUGGCCCCGCGGCUUUUCUAUGACCUCGAUGCCCCCUACCACCUGGGCAAACAUGCCCAGUGUUUUCCCAUGCAGUAGGAUUGAGUAUCCAAGAGGAACCGCCCCCACAAAGGGCCAGACCAGCCACCCCAGCACAUCGAAAUGACAGAAGCACACAGACCUGGACCCUACAACAUGUGUUUUAUACAAACAACAUCUCAAACACACAAACAUGUUUUCAAUUGGUUGCUUCUAAUAUUAUUAUUAUUAUUAUUAAGGUAGCGAGCUGGCAGACUCAUUAGCACGCCAGGCUAAAUGCUUAGCUAUAUU
Messenger RNA from Octopus sinensis (East Asian common octopus), 4088 nucleotides. RefSeq names its product zinc finger protein 271-like. Lineage: Eukaryota; Metazoa; Mollusca; Cephalopoda; Octopoda; Octopodidae. The transcript is spliced from 2 exons. Bases 1225 to 3924 code for a protein of 899 amino acids. The record is from RefSeq and is a predicted model, not a curated record.